AUGGAAAGCACAAACGAGGGAGAUCACCAGGAUAAUGGCAGUCUGAAUACAUCGAGUGCCAUACCAAGUUGGGUACCACAGAUGGGCAUGAAAUUCGGCACUGUCGAUGAAGCAUGGACAUUCUGGGUUACUUAUGGGGGCAAAGUUGGAUUUGGUUCUAGAAAGCGAUACCUCAACCCAAGUAAGUUUGAUCGGACAAUCACGUCGUGCAGAUUUGUUUGUCGCAAGGAAGGCCAUCGAGGAAAAGACAAAAGAGAUAAGCAUAUUAAGGAACCUCGAGCUGAGAUUCGAACCGGUUGUCUAGCUCGCAUGGGUCUCACAAUAAACAGAGAAGCGGGAAAUUAUGAAGUAACCGAUCUUGUUCUAGAGCACAACCACAUUAUGCAGUUGCAAGAAACAUGCCACUUUCUGCCAUCACAGCGAAAGAUAUCUGAAAUUCAAGCUUUUGAGAUUGAAAUUGCAGAUGAUUCAGGUAUUGGGCCAAAAGCUGCGUAUGAGUGUGCUAGUCGUCGAGUUGGUGGACCAUCUGUUCUUGGCUAUAUACGUAGGGAUCACAAAAAUCACCUACGUACUAAGCGCCAAAGGGAACUAAUGUAUGGUGAAGCUGGGAGUAUGUUAAAAUACUUUCAGGAUAAAGUCGCCCAAAACCCAUCGUUCCAAUAUGCCAUACAGCUGGACAAUGAAGAACAGAUCACAAAUAUAUUUUGGACUGAUGCAAAAAUGUUAAUUGAUUAUGCUCAUUUUGGUGAUGUGGUUACUUUUGACACAACAUUUGGAACCAACAAGGAACUUAGGCCAUUUGGUGUAUUCGUUGGGUUCAAUCAAUUCAGACAAACUGUUAUAUUUGGUGCUUGCCUUUUAUAUAGUGAAACAUAUGAGGCUUUCAAAUGGCUAUUUGAAACUUUUCUCUUUGCACAUAAUCAGAAGCAUCCAAGAACUAUAUAUACAGAUCAAGAUGUUGCAAUGGGAAAUGCGGUUGAGGAUGUAUUUUUAAUGGCACGGCAUGGUUUAUGCACGUUUCACAUAAUGCAGAAUGCCAUCAAACAUUUAUCUUGUCAUAAGAAGGAGGAGGAGGAGGCGGAGGAGGAGGUUGAAGGGGAGGGGGAGGGGGAGGAGGAGGAGGAGGAGGAUGAACCACAUAUUCUUGCAGACUUCAGUGCUUGCAUGUAUGAGUACCGAGACAAGGAAACAUUUGAGGAAGCUUUUGACACCAUGCGAGGUAAAAUAGAAAAACAAACUUGGCUUGAUAGCAUCUAUAAGGUAAAAGAGAAGUGGGCUGAAUGUUUUAUGAUGGAUGCUUUCACCUUGGGAAUGCGAAGCACACAACUAAGUGAGAGCCUAAAUAAUGACCUCAAGAACCACUUAAAAGCAGAUCUUGACAUUCUUCGUUUUUUCAAACAUUUUGAAAGGGCCGUGCAAGUGAAACGUGAUGCUGAGUUGAAUUCAGAGUAUGAGUCUAGGGAGUUAUUACCUAGGGUCAAAAUGAAUGUUCCCAUGUUGAUCCAGGCAAGCAAGGUCUACAGUCCUAUCAUAUUUGAAAGUUUUCAAGCAGAAUUUGAGAGAUCCAUUGCAUCAUUCACCAAAAAACUAGAUGUGGGCUAUGAAUUUGCCAUAACAAUCAGCUCCGAAGAUGAAUGCAAAGUUAUUGGGAAUCCUUUUGAACAAACAGCUUCCUGCAGCUGUGGCCAGUUUGAGAGAAUCGGUAUAUUGUGUGCCCAUGCUAUAAAAGUUCUUGAUUUGAUGAACAUUAAGUUAUUGCCAGAACAUUAUAUUCUGAAGAGAUGGACUAGAGAAGCACGGUGUGGAACUAUUCAGGACAGAAGUGGGAGGAAUGUUGUUGAGAACCCAAUGUUCGAUAUUGAUCAGCGCUACAAAUCUCUCAAUCGCAAGUUUAUGAAUUUGGCCACCCAAGUAGCUCCCUCCGAAGAAUGUUGUACUCUGCUUGAAAGUGCACUUGAUAGCCUUACUAAGGAAUUUCUAGGCCGAAUGAAAAAUGUCCAUCAAAGUAACCACAUGGAGGGAUGUUCCACCCAAGUGGUACAUGAAGAAUCAAAUGAGCACUUAGCUGCUGCACGCCUAAAGAAAAAAUCUCCUAAGAAGAAAACUAGAAAGAGAAAGUUGAACUGGAUUGACAAGCAACAUAAGAACAAGAAGAAAGGGGCUCCAAAGAAAGGACAAACUGAAGUAAAGAGAGCAAAGAAAUUACCUAAGUUUCAGCAAAGAGAAGAUGGGAUUGGACCAUCACAAUCGCACACCAUAGAAAACAAUGAGUAUUGGAGCAACCAGAAUGUGACCGGGAGUAAUUGUUUCACAGAUAAUUAUAUUGCACCUAGUUUUACCGAUUUGGUGACGACUUCUAGAGUCGAAGACAUUGAAGCCCUUUGCCGUGACGACUUCUUUUGA
Molecule: messenger RNA, 2403 nt
Organism: Triticum turgidum subsp. durum (durum wheat)
Lineage: Eukaryota; Viridiplantae; Streptophyta; Magnoliopsida; Poales; Poaceae
Source: the annotation of a GenBank genome assembly